AUGUCGAGCUCAGAGAUCAACCAGGUUUUGGCCAAUUCGCUGUCGCCUGACGCGAACUUGCGCAACGCUGCCGAGCAGCAACUCACAUCAGCCGCCGAGAACAACUUCCCCCUAUACCUCGCAACCCUCGUUCAAGAGCUUGCAAACGAGAGCGCGGAUGGUUCCAUCCGUGCUGCCGCCGGUCUCGCCCUCAAGAACGCCUUCACCGCCCGUGAUUUCAACCGCCAUCAAGAACUCCAGACAAAAUGGCUCCAGCAGACAGACGACGAGACGAAGACGCAGGUCAAGAAUUUGACCCUGCAAACACUGGCCUCUUCCAACAGCCAGGCUGGCCAGGCCGCCGCCCAGGUCAUCUCCUCCAUCGCCGGCCUCGAGCUCCCCAGGAACCAGUGGCAGGACCUGAUGAGCAUUCUGGUUAAGAACGUCAGCGAGGGCGCCGAGCACCAGAAGCAAGCCUCCCUCACCACAAUCGGUUACAUUUGCGAAAGCCAAGAUGCCGAUCUGCGCACCGCCCUGAUUGCCCACUCCAACGCCAUCUUGACCGCCGUUGUCCAGGGUGCCCGCAAGGAGGAGACGAGCCUCGAGGUCCGCCUGGCCGCCAUCACGGCUCUCGGCGACUCGCUUGAGUUUGUCGGCAACAACUUCAAGCACGAGGGCGAGCGCAACUACAUCAUGCAGGUCGUCUGCGAGGCCACCCAGGCCGAUGACUCCAGAAUACAGCAGGGCGCCUUUGGUUGCCUCAACCGUAUCAUGGGUCUCUACUACGACAACAUGCGCUUCUACAUGGAGAAGGCGCUGUUCGGCCUCACCAUUCUGGGCAUGAAGUCUUCAGACGAGGACGUCGCUAAGUUGGCCGUGGAGUUCUGGAGCACUGUGUGCGAGGAGGAGAUCCAGAUCGAGGAUGACAAUGCCCAGGUCGAGAGCGCCGACCAGAUGCGACCCUUCUACAACUUCGCCCGCGUAGCUGCUAACGAGGUUGUUCCCGUCCUCCUUAUGCUUCUGACCAAGCAGGACGAGGAUGCCGCCGAUGACGAGUACAACUUGGCCCGUGCCGCCUAUCAGUGUCUCGCGCUCUACUCCCAGGCUAUCGGUGCCGCCAUCAUCACCCCCGUCCUUCAAUUCGUCGAGGGCAACUUGCGUGCUGAGGAUUGGCACCACCGUGAUGCCGCCGUUUCUGCUUUCGGCGCCAUUAUGGACGGCCCCGACGAGAAGGUCCUCGACCCCAUCGUUAAGCAGGCUCUUCCUAUCCUCAUCGGCAUGAUGGACGACAGCUCCCUCCAUGUCAAGGACUCUACCGCCUACGCCCUCGGCCGCAUCACCGAGAGCGUGUCGGAGAGCAUCGACCCCAACCAGCACCUCGACCCCCUUAUCCGCUCUCUGUUCAACGGCCUCAUGAGCAACGCGAAGAUAGCAUCUUCCUGCUGCUGGGCUCUGAUGAACCUGGCGGAGCGCUUCUCUGGCGACUUCGGUGCCGUCCAGAACCCUCUCACCCCCCACUUCAACCAGAGCGUCACCAACCUGCUUGGUCUGACCGCCCGCCCCGACUGCGACUCGUACGUCCGCACCGCCGCCUACGAGGUCCUCAACGUCUUUGUCCAGAACGCCGCCUCCGAGAGCAUGCAGCCCAUUGCUUCGCUGUCCGGCGUCAUCAUCGAGCGUCUCGAGGGCACCGUCCCCAUGCAGAGCCAGGUCGUUAGCGUCGAGGAUAAGAUCAUGCUUGAGGAGAUGCAGACCAGCUUGUGCACGGUUCUGCAGGCCAUCAUCACCAGGUUGGAGAAGGAGAUCAUUCCUCAGGGUGAUCGCAUCAUGCAGACCCUGCUCUCCAUCCUCCAGACCAUCGGCGGCAAGUCCAGCGUUCCCGACGCCGUCUUCGCCACCAUCAGCGCGCUCGCCAACGCCAUGGAGGAGGACUUCAACAAGUACAUGCAGGCCUUCACGCCCUUCCUCUACAACGCUCUUGGCAACCAGGAGGAGCCCAGCUUGUGCGCCAUGGCUAUCGGACUCGUCAGCGAUCUCACCCGUAGCUUGGGCGAGCAGAGCCAGCCGUACUGCGACAACUUCAUGAACCACCUGCUGAACAACCUGAAGAGCCCCAGUCUCAGCAACCAGUUCAAGCCUGCGAUCCUGCAGUGCUUUGGCGAUAUUGCCGGUGCCAUUGGCGGACACUUUGAGACAUACCUGUCCGUCAUUGCUGGGGUUUUGCAACAGGCCGCGACUGUCAACGCUGGUCCUGAGGGCCCCUACGAGAUGUACGACUACGUCAUUUCUCUGCGCGAGGGAAUCAUGGACGCCUGGGGUGGCAUUAUUGGUGCCAUGAGAGCCAGCAACAAGACCACCGUUCUCCAGCCCUACGUUCCUUCGAUCUUCCAGCUUCUCAACCAGAUUGCUAGCGACAUGAACCGCAGCGAAGCUCUCAUGAGGGCAGCAAUGGGUGUCAUUGGUGACCUCGCCGAGGCCUACCCUAACGGGGAGCUCGUCGAGAUCUUCCGCCAGGACUGGCUUACCGCCCUGAUCAAGGAGACCAAGACGAACCGCGAGUUCCAGGCUAGGACCAUUGAGACCGCGCGCUGGGCUAGGGAACAGGUCAAGCGCCAGCUUGGCGGCUCUUCCAGCGUCAUGGCCCAGACCUGA
Colletotrichum chrysophilum is the source of this 2631-nucleotide messenger RNA. RefSeq lists its product as uncharacterized. Lineage: Eukaryota; Fungi; Ascomycota; Sordariomycetes; Glomerellales; Glomerellaceae. Gene Ontology annotation, cellular component: nucleus; cytoplasm. Gene Ontology annotation, biological process: protein import into nucleus. Gene Ontology annotation, molecular function: small GTPase binding; nuclear import signal receptor activity. Bases 1 to 2631 code for a protein of 876 amino acids. The transcript is spliced from 5 exons. The record is from RefSeq and is a predicted model, not a curated record.